Messenger RNA from Tetrahymena thermophila SB210, 324 nucleotides. RefSeq lists its product as hypothetical. The record is from RefSeq and is a predicted model, not a curated record. Lineage: Eukaryota; Ciliophora; Oligohymenophorea; Hymenostomatida; Tetrahymenidae. The transcript has a single exon.
AUGAAAAAUAUGAUUUUUUUAGAAAGUAUCUUUAAUUAUUAAAACAUUUUCGUUAUAUUCCCUUAGACUUUUAGGAAAUAAAAUAAUAAUUAAUUUAUAGUUUAAAAUAAAAAAAAUGGAUUUUGUGGAGGAUAGUCAAAAAAUAACAUAAAAAUUACAAAUUAAAAGCAAAUAACUUCUUAUUAUAUUUAAUAUUUUUCAGAAUUAAUUGAAUUUUAUGCUAAUAUUUAUGAUAAUAAUCAUAAACAUAAAAAAACAAAAACUAAAUUUUAUGAAAAAGAAAAAAAGCUGCUUUUAAUUAAAUAAUAAUAAUAAUUAUUAUGA